GUUUGCUACUUUGUCUUCACCGUUAAGAGGAUUGAGAGGUUUAUCAUUUUUUUCUGACUGAAAACGUGAACUUGUCUGUCACCAUCGUGAAUUAAACAUAAUUUUCGGAGAUUGUUUGAGCAUCUAAUACAAUCAUGCCAACUAUAGAAGAAGUGAACGAUGAUGCUCCAGGAAAUACUCCACCCAGUUCAUCCUCAAGCAGUAAUGCAUCAGGCAAUAACAGUAGCACUAAUGGGACCACAGGUGGACAGUCAGGAUUUGGGAAGGUGGUGGCUUACCUUACUGAAUUCAAAGUAGAUGCAGCCCUUUGGGCAUCCCGUCUUGCUACAGUUGUGUGCAGUAUCCUCUAUGUAUUCCCUCUUCUUGGACAUGCAGCUAGCCUAAGCUGCUACCAGCGAGCACUGAUCCUGAAUGGUUUGACCAGUGCCCUAAGGCUUCAUCAGCGUAUGCCACCUCUACAAUUCAACAGGAUGUACCUAGGACAGCUACUCCUGGAGGAUAGCUGCCACAAUCUCCUAUACUCACUUAUCUUCAUCAACAGCUACCCUCUUACAUUUGUGCUGACACCAGUAUUCUUGUUUGCUCUCUUGCAUGCAUCUAGCUUCACCAAGAAACUUGCCAAUAUCGCUGGACCAAACAGCAUGCCAUUGUUGCGUAGAUUGGUCGAUAAAAUCAUCUCACAUCAGGUUGACAUCCUUCGCUUCAUAGCCCUGGAUGAAAUACUCAUCAUGCCUGUUCUUAUCUUUAUGAUGGCCACUGGUCGUAUGAGUCUGAUAGCACCAUUCAUGUACUUUAGAUUCCUGACAUUCCGCUAUGCAUCAAGAAGGAAUCCAUACUGCAAACAAAUAUUCCAUGAGCUGAGGUUACGCACAGAGCAGUACUGCAGCCAGCCCAAUACACCAGCAUUCCUUAGUAAUUUCCUGACAAAGUGCAUCAACAUGUUGGGCCGCUUCGCACCUCAGGAUCAAUAUCAGCAACAGCAACAGCAGCAACAAUAGCGGCAACAAAUGCACAACAAA
This is a messenger RNA of Lytechinus variegatus (green sea urchin), 1019 nucleotides long. RefSeq names its product transmembrane protein 33-like (gene tmem33). The coding region runs from base 135 to 998 and encodes 287 amino acids. Gene Ontology annotation, cellular component: membrane; endoplasmic reticulum. The record is from RefSeq and is a predicted model, not a curated record. Gene Ontology annotation, biological process: membrane organization; endoplasmic reticulum tubular network organization. NCBI's taxonomy places the organism in Eukaryota, Metazoa, Echinodermata, Echinoidea, Temnopleuroida, Toxopneustidae. The transcript has 8 exons.